UUAAUGAAGGAGUUCCAGCAUCUCCGGCUGGCGUGUUCCAGGACCUCCAGGUUCCAGAAGGGACUGUUGCAGUACGGCAAUGUCUGGAUGAAAACUGAACUGGCAGAGGCGGAGCUUGGCUCCCAGCCAAUUGGCAAAGAGGAAGCCGGACGGAUCAUAUGAAGAGGAGGAUUGGUUGGAAAAUGCUACAUCGAAGAGAAGGAGGAGCUCCGACCCCGAGAGCCGGGAGAGUUGGAUCUCACCGUUCCGGAGACCUCUGACCCCCCUCAUCAACCGACCCGCCUGUCUGGACAGCCAACAGCAUGAGGCCUUCAUCCGGAGUAUCCUCUCCAGACCCUUCAAGGUUCC
Staurois parvus is the source of this 348-nucleotide messenger RNA. Lineage: Eukaryota; Metazoa; Chordata; Amphibia; Anura; Ranidae. The record is from the annotation of a GenBank genome assembly.